This is a messenger RNA of Salpingoeca rosetta, 2400 nucleotides long. RefSeq lists its product as uncharacterized. Lineage: Eukaryota; Choanoflagellata; Craspedida; Salpingoecidae. Bases 223 to 2400 code for a protein of 725 amino acids. The transcript has 11 exons. The record is from RefSeq and is a predicted model, not a curated record.
UGCAAACAUGGUCAACGCCAACAAGUACGCCCGCGACCCCGUCGACGCCGUCGCGAAGACGCUGAACCGCGGCGCGGAUAUGGAGCUCGGGGAGACAUACUUCACCACAACCGGCUACUUGGGGCAGGCUGUGCAGCACAACCGCAUGACAAUCAACACGGUGCACAACAACACCGUGCGGCGGGUCCUCAAGGAUAGCUCCAUCACGAGCCAACGGCAUCGAUGAGUGCACGGCCUGCGGACGCAACCCUCACCUCCAAUAACGGCCGCUGCAUCAGCGAGUGCCCCGACGGCGGGCAUGAGCUCGGCAACGGGUGUGCCGAAUGCCAACUCCACGCGUGUGCCAAGUGCCACACCACCAGACGCCACCGACUGCCUCCUCUGCCACGGCAACCUCACCAGUCGUGCAUUGCCCAUUGCCCUCUCAACUACUACGCCAAGGACCACCGCUGCGUGCCAUGCACCACGUGCGGCAUGGCUGCACCCUUUGGCAUGGAGUACCAGCCGCCGCCGGACCGCGCCUCGUGCUUACCCACCAGUGCGUGCGAGGAGCCCUUCAUCGAGACCAUCCCGCCCACGCUCACCACAGACUGCCUGUGCUCCUGCGACACACUCACCUGCAACAAGCUCAUCACGCAGCUGUUUGAGGAGAUGGUGUGCGCCGAGCCCAUGGACGAGCAGCUCGACGUCGUGCUUGACGUGUGCUGCUCCGGCCAGGGCGAGGAUGGCAUCCGCGACACCAUUCGCCAGAUGGAUGCCGACGAGGCACGCCGCUCCUGCACAGGCUGCACAGACACGUGCGAGUGCAGCGCAGGCUUCAUCCUUGUCUACGACGCCGACUCGGCCGACUGUCGGCCGUGCGACAGCGUGACGGAGUUCUCCCCAUCCAUUGGCGGCAGCAGGUGCGAGCCUACUGAGGAGUGCGAGCGCGGCCAGGAGGAGGUUGCCGCGCCAACCCGCUGCUCCUCGGACCGCGUGUGCCGCGACUGCCCGGCCGGCACCAUCGACGAGGACAGUGACGGCUCCGCGGGUUGCCAGCCAGAUAUGCCCCGCCGGCCACUGCACGGAGGCGGGCUCCCACGGCUCCUGCUCCACCUUCACUUGCCGCGCAGGCUGUCUGGCCAGGGCGUGCCCUGUCUCCCCGUCACCACGUGCGACGCCGGCGAGGAGGAGACGGUCAAACCCACCCCCACGAGCGACCGCGUGUGCGGCCAGUGCGAACUUGGCGCCACCUUCAAGCCCGUCGACGGCCAGGCCGAGUCGUGCCGCCCCGUCACGCAGUGCGCAAGUGCGAGUUUGGCACGUUCCAGAAGCCAGGCGCCCACGCUCGACUCUGACCGCGAGUGCGCGCUGGAGUGCUCCGAGUGCCCCAGCGGCCGCUUCGAGAUUCGCGCCUGCUCCACGCUGGAGAACGACCAGUUUGAGCUCUUCCCCACCGCCACGCCAACCGCGGACCGCAUCUGCUGCGACCUGACCCAGUGCAACCCGUCGACGGAGUGCGAGCGCACCACCUGUGCCACCUCAUCACCAAGUGCGACCCUGGCGAGCAGCGCAUCCGCGCCCACCUCCACCUCCAACACCAACCGUGCCUCCUACGGCCACUAUGUGCCUGCGGGAUCCAUCGGCUCCUGCGAGCAGUUCCUGUGCCCAGCCGGCACCGCCAACCUGGACCGCAACGCUAGCACGCUGUGCACGCCGUGCCAGGUUGGCGUGGACUUUGCCGCCCUCUCUCUGGUCAGCGCGAUUGCACACCUGUGGCGGAGUGCAACCUUGGCUACGAGGAGGUCGUGCGCCCUACUAUGCGCCCCACCAUCAACACGGACCACCAGUGCCGCCGCUGCAUCGAGGGCCUGUUCUACUGCGACGGCAACAUGGACUUCUGCACGCGCGGAUGUCGCCCUGCGAGCCUGGCUCCUUUGCGACGGCUGCGCACACCAUCAGCACUCACCGCGAGUGCCAGAUGGCCCGCACUGUCUGUCCAACGAGUACGAGCUCGUUGACACGCAGUCGCGCCGCGAGGCGUUUGAGGCCGCGCUGGGCUCCGUCAUCGCCACCGUCGCUUCCCUCAACGAGGACAUUACGGUGUGCCUCUUCAGCUUGUUCGUCUCUGGCGACAUCACUGAUAUGGGCUCCACCGCAUCGCAGUGCGAGGCCGACGCGACAUCCACAGCAGGCAUCAUCAUUGCACUUGAUCGAGUGCUGUCAGCACUUGCCACCUUCACCUCCCACAUCUUCAUCAUCAUCCCAGCACUGCUGCAACCACCACCACCAACGACAGCAAACUGCUCAAGCAACAGCAAGGAGGUGGCCAUCGUGAUUCUGGUGGGCACGCAUGUGCUGGCUGUUGUUGGUGUCAUGACUGGCAACAGCAGUUGUUGCGAUGGGCGGAAACAGCGAUGA